Messenger RNA from Microsporum canis CBS 113480, 2952 nucleotides. Its product is annotated as two-component GAP Byr4. Gene Ontology annotation, molecular function: GTPase activator activity. Gene Ontology annotation, cellular component: mitotic spindle pole body; SIN/MEN two-component GAP complex. The record is from RefSeq and is a predicted model, not a curated record. The coding region runs from base 1 to 2952 and encodes 983 amino acids. The transcript is spliced from 2 exons. Lineage: Eukaryota; Fungi; Ascomycota; Eurotiomycetes; Onygenales; Arthrodermataceae. Gene Ontology annotation, biological process: regulation of Ras protein signal transduction; mitotic spindle orientation checkpoint signaling.
AUGGAGUCCAACAUGGACGCUUUAAUCACGCACAAACAGAGGGAAGAAGAGAUUGAGUGCUGGGACGAUGAUGAAGACCUACACUGUGGUGAUGGCAUACAGCUGCGUACGGUCUCUGCUACCACGUCCGUCACAGGAUCUUCCGUUCGCCCGUCGGGCCACCGCGACUCAAUCUCGUCUCGACGUUCUUGGAGGUCAGACCGUGAUUCUAAUUUGGGUGACGAUGAAAGCUGGCAGCUCUUACUGAACCCUAGCGAUGACUCGCCAAAUCAGGACGCAAUCAUAUCAGCUAAGAAUGCAGGGAUACCGAUCCCGCCUGAUAUACCAACUUCGGCAUUGCUCGGAGGGUCAAUAAAGAGGCUGGGUGGCCGGAAACAAAAAGCUACUGUGGGAGACGACUGGCUGGAAGACCUUGACCUUUCAGCUUUUGAAGCAAAGCCCAAGGUCAAACUAUACCACGAAACUACGGCACCGGAUUCAUUGCUUCAUUUGGACUCUUUGCCUGCUCCGAAAUUUGAUAAACAGGCAGAUGCCCAUUCUUUUGUCCUCCAGGACCUCGUCAAAUUUCGUGACACAGAGGAGGACAUGUUGUUUGGUGACGUAUCUACAAUAAAGAUCACCAAGACUCGAUCUAACCAACACACAAACACACCCACAAGACUAGACACGCGUGCGAAAGAUGAUGAUUUUGAGUCUGAAUUAAUCUUGCCCGAUGAUGGUACACCUCUGCGCCUCUCCAAACGCCGGGAUGUGUCCCUUACUUCCGAUUUUCUGUCCGAUGAUUUUGACACUGAAUGGGCAGAAGGCAGCAUUGGUGUCCGUUUUGGGGGUACCCGAAGGGAUGGCCGCUCCAACCGUAGCUCAUCCGUAGGAGCUCUCAGCCCGAGCAUGUCAAGCUGCCUAACCAUCGAAAGCGAAGACGAUGGCAUUGACGGGUUGAUCCUCCCAGACGGCCCAUUGGACCUCGAGAAGUCACUUCAAAGGAGGAACAGGCCACAAUCACCACCACCUAGUAUCCCGGAAACACCCACUGGACAACAGACCACUCCCAGUGGUAAGAGCCCGAAACAUAGCGAACAAAUGAAUGAUGAUUUCUUUUCGGGCAUCGAGAUAGGAGAUGGCGAAGCUUUUGACUCUGGAAAGCUGACCCUUAAUCGAAACGUGAAACGAAGAAUUGAACCGCCGUCAACGCCUCCUCGACGGGGGGCAACAAGCAUUACAUUCACCAACAAGGCUUCUACUGCGGGUACGCGGAUACCACGACUCUCUACCCACGAGAGACCUCAUUCUACCUAUCUGGAACCUGUUUCCGAAAGUGGGGCGCCUGUCUCUCAAACUCCAAGGCGUCCUCACUCCCGUUUAAGUGGUCACACAGCGCAUUCAUCGUUAACAAAUAUACCACUGCCGAACUCUCUAGUAUCUAACCUCUCGCCACCCAGUCGAAGAGUCCUCGGAACUAGGCCUUCCAAAGAGGUGUUACGAGGUGAACUUGUGAGCACCAACUCGCAGAUGCUCAAGUCCAAGCGUUCAGCGCCCGUUAUCCGCCCUUCAUCUGGAGGAGCCACUGCUUCCCAACCCCAAAUUUCCCCGUCAAGGCAGGUCAGCCACAGUAAGCCAGCAGCCACAUCUCGUCCCAAAACACCAGUUGACCGUCAUGGAACCGAAUCUCGUCUCCAUUCGCAACGCCGGCCCCAGGUACCUUUCCUUCCAGCAGGCGUAUCCCCGAGCAAAUCUCAUCAUGUCAGUGUCAAAUCCAGUCGACACUUCCGUCGAACCGACUCAGAAAGUUCAGGGGACAUGCUUAUGAACCCAAGAUCUACAUCUAGGUCUUCAAAGCGAACACGCUACGACAGCUCCGGUCGCCCUAUAAACUAUUCUGGAGAUACCAUCGCUGCUACCGCAAAACAAACCAUCACUAAACCCACUCGCCGGAAGAACUUUGGUGAUGGUACUGAACUUGAUAUAUUUGAUGACCUUCCAACCUCCGCAUCCCUUGAGAGCAGAUUCAUGAAGGCUCCCCUUAAACGCGGUGCACCACGCUCCCUGCGAAGCAAAUUGAGUCAGUCACACAUCACAGCUCCGAGGACAGAAACUCCCGUCCCAUCCACAGGGCCGAUAAGCCCACCAGCGCAGGACUCAACGCCUAGAUUUGCGCGGGACACAAAUGCAUCCCGGAAUGCACGAGAGCAGCGCAUAAUAUCAAUGGGUAACAACCUACACGGCGGCCCACUCACUUCUCUGAGCGUAAACUGGAAGACCCAGCCUAGCAAUCGGCCUCUGGCCAGCCCUUCACUUCCACGGAGUCGCCAUGGCCAUAAACACUCCCUUAGCCGACCCCAUCUCAUCAAGCCAAUGGGUAAUGGGGUCCAUGACGCUAAAAAUGUCAAAGGUAUGCAAUAUAACCCUGCACUUUACAAGUGGGAAGGUAAUGAGAAUGCUACGGCCGCAUUCGAGACGCAGCCAACGCCUGCGUCCUUAAAACCGUCCCCAGCCCUCAUCUCCAAUGUAGGAGGCAUUUCAGGAUCCCAGGUGGUUGGCGGAAUGGUGUUCGACCCCCAGCGUAUGUGCUGGCUUAAAGCAUCUAACUCCCGACCGGGAAGUAAAUCCGGACCAUCACUUUCCGUUGAUGAAGAGGAGGAUGUUUUUGCUGGCCUUGACGAUCUGGAGGACCACCCUCGAAAGUCCAUUGUAGCAUCCACCGCCCCAUCUUCCCCAGGUUGCAUUGAAGCCGAUACCAUGAAUCUGGAUGAUAAAAGUGGAGGCGAAUCAUCAGACGAAUGGGCGAUUACAGAAGAGUUCGACGUUGGGCCUGAGUUUAUCAAACGACAGCGUGCCGAGGAAGAAAAAUGGAGACGAAAAGUCGGCAAGUGGAUAAAUGAAGACCGAGCCAGACUGGGUGAUGAAUGGCGCUGGGCCAUUCGUAACCUAGUAGGUAAGGGCAAAGCUGUCUGA